GAGUAGCAUCACUUCACUUCUGCCUCCGUACCGGUGCAGAUCGUUCGCCGCCUCCUCACUGCGGUACUGCGCGACACCGUCAGAAUUAACUAGUUGUUCCCCUUCAACUGCAACACGGGUGGAAUAACUGAAUGCUGCACAUUCGCCUUUGAAAAAGAAAAGCAGAAUCAACGUGUUUCACUUGAGCUGCAGAGUAUCGCCAGGCCUCAAACUGACUGACAUCAACAUGGGCAUUGAGAGUCAGGGCGCUGUGCGCCCUGCAGGAAACCUGACGCCAAAGCAGGUCAAGACAUUUCAGAAUGUGGAGCCGAAAGCACUUGGGUCCAUUCAGAUCAUUAUUGCGGUCUUGUGCUUGUGUCUGAGCAUCACCAUUCUUCAGCUUUAUGAAGAGGUUCACUUCUCUCCUGAUGUCAUUGUUGUGGUAGUGAUUGUUGUUCAGUUGCUUGUGUCUGGGUCCAUUUUAAUCCAUGCUGGACGGUUCCCAUCUCUGUUUUGGGUGAAAGCCACACUUGUUGCUCACCUGGUCAGUGCAGCGUUUUCCACUGCCGUUCUUGGGCUGCUGUCCCGUCACCUGCCAUACCGUCAGGACACGUACCACUGUGAGCACUGCAGGAGACUGGAGAUCUAUGCUGUGCAACAAUAUUGUUUCAGGAAGUGCACUUAUACUGUCGAGAGAAAUUGUAAACUCUUGAUUGACGGCUUCUUGGCCACACUGGUUCUGUUUCUGGUGGUGGAGUUGGCGAUCUGCAUUGUAACCAUUUUGUUUGGACUCAGUGCUUUGGCUAAAGGUGGCAUGCAGCUUCCUGGUUUCAGACAGCGUGCUGCCUCAUCUCACCCUGAGGCCGUCACCCCCAGCCAACCUCAGGUGGAGGUGAUGGUGUCAGAGGUGGAGCCAGUGCCUGAGCGUGAACCUGAACCCAAAUCUGAGCCCAUAGAAGAAAUCCCUAGCCCUCCCACUGAACCUCAAGUAGCCCCCAUUGACUCUUUAACAGACGUUUGAUGCUUCGUGCUCAUGUGAUCUGUAUGUAUAUUGUAGAGAUGACUGAGGUUUUAGCAGUGAGGGUUUUUGUAUUUGUAUUAGUGGUGUAUGAAAUCAACAUGAUAAGGCUUUAUAAUAUAGGCCAUUAUCAUUAUAGUGAUGGUUCAACCAAAAAAAGAAGUUCAUUUACUCCCUCAUGUUGUUCCAAACCCAUGACUUUCUUUGGUACAAUAAAAAUGGAUGGGGACCAGGGCUUCUCAAGCUCCAAAAAGGACAAAAAAUCACAAUGAAAACAAAAACAAGAGUGGUUCAUAUAACUUGUGCAUUAUAUUCAAAGUCUUCUGAAAUCAUACAUUUAGGUCAUCCAUUAAAAAUAUUGCUUGACUACUGUGAUCACUGUUCAUGUUCAGACAUCCUACUACUAGUUUGUCCAUUUGCCUUCCACAACAGAAAGAAAAAAACAUUUUUUAAAAAGUUCUGGGUUUUGAAAAACAUGGGGGUGAAAUUUCAUUUUAAGGUGAACUAUUGCUUUAACAUUGUAUUACCUGCUAUAAAAGACUGCAGUUUUUCUUCUUGUCUGUCAGCUGAUGACUUAGUGUUUGCAAAGCAGCACAGACUGAUAUUCUUCAAAUAUUCAGGGUCAAACCUCACCUAACCCUAAACCUUAACUUUAAAUCUUAAAGCCUAAUCUACUGAUUUCACAUUGCUUGUUUUGUUUUUUCUUUUUCCUUAAAAAAGAGAGAAUUUUCCUUUUGAUAAUCACUUAAAAGGUAACUGGCAGCAGAGAUGUCAUUAUGACAUUUGCAUUCUGAAUGGUGAUUGGUCGUCUUUCUUGCAUCUGUUUGCAUAAAGAAUUGUCAUUGGUGCAUGCUUGCAUUCUUCCUUGCAUAUGUUUAAUCAUUCAGAGCAUUUACACUGUGCAAUAUAUACUGAUUCUUGCAAUGGCAAAACAGCUCUAAUGUAGCAUUUCAUUUGCACUGAAUCAAACCUGUGUUUAGGUUUUAGGCUUUGGUUCUGUGUGAAUGAAAUGUUACACAGACUAGAAUUUAACUGUAUUUGGUUUUCUAUAGACGUGGAAAACCGGGAAAUUUCAGGGAAUUUGAACAUUGUGAUUUCCAGUCCUGGAAAAGUCAUGGAAAUUAGUGAAUAUAGUUUUUUGUUGUAAUUAUGCACAGAUCUAUAUGGAAGUCAGUUUUGGGUUUUUUGGCAUUUGUAUGCCUUUAUUUUAGAUAGGACGGUGUAGUUGGACAAUAAGCAAAGUGGGAGAGAGAGAAGGGGGUGUGAUCGGGAAAGGUCCACGAGCUGGGAUUCGAACUCGGGACGCACACAGCACAAUGUGUGUCACUACCCACAAGGCCAUUGGUACCGACAUCAGUUUUUGCCACUGAAUAAAAAAAUAAAAAUAAAAAAGGUAAUUGUGACUUUUUAUCUCAAUUCUGACUUUUUCCUCGCAAUUACGAGUUUAUAUUGCAAUUCUGACUUUUUUCAAAAUUGUGACAUAUAAACUCACAAUUCUGAGAAAUUAAGUCAAAAUUGCAUGAUAUAAAAUCACAAUUGCAAGAAAUAAAGUCAGAAUGAUCAGAAAAUACAAGUUUGUAACUCAGUUACGAGAAAUAAAAUCACUAUUGCGAAAUAAACUCACAAUUCUGACUUUUCUUCUCAGAGUUGCAUGAUAUAAAUUCACAAUUGUGAGAAAUAAAGUCAGUAUUAUGAGAUAAAACUCGCAAUUCUGACUUUUCUUGGAAAUGUGAAUUUGUAUCUCGCAAUUCUGACUUUCUUCUCACAAUUGCAAGGUUAUAUCUUGCAUUUCUUAUAAAAUCCAAUUUUGAGGGGAAAAAAAGACUGAUAUGUUCUCAGCACUGCGAGUUUAUAUCUCACAAUUCAGACUUAAUAACUCCCAACUGCGUGUUAAGUCAGAAUUGCAAGAUAAAGCCUAAACUCGUAAUUCUAAGGGAAAAAAGUCAGAAUUGUGAGUUUAUUUCGCAAUAUCAUGCAAUUCUGACUUUAUUUGUAUUACAAUUACAACUUUUUUUUCAGAAUUGUAAUACAAACUCGCAAUUGCGAGUUAUAAAGUUAGAGUUGCGUAAUAUAAACUCACAAUUCUGAGUUUAUAUCACACAGUUCCGACUUUAUAACUCACAACUGCAAGUUUAUAUCACCUAAUUCUGAGAAAAAGUCAGAAUUGUAGGAUAAAAAGUUUGUUUGUUUCCUUAAUUCAGUGGCGGAAACUGCCACUGUAGAUCUAUAUUUUAUUUAGCUAGAAAUAUUCUAGUUGCAAUCUCUAUAAAAUGACUUCAGAUUAUUUAUGUAAUACAACUGGAAAAUCAUUGAAAUUAAUUAAUCAAAAAAUGUUGAUAGCUUGACAGUUAUUUUGCUGCCUUGCAAACACUGCAAUUUUUGCAGUGUCUAUCAGAAUAAAGUAAUGAAAAAAUAAAAACGUUAAUGAAUGCAGAAAGAUCAUAGCAUGAUUGGUGUAAAUGUAAUCAUAGCACAAAGAAACAGAAUGUUGCAUAUGCUGCAGGGCAAAAAAAAUGUAUGUAAACAAUGCAAGCAUGUACAGUUGGAUCCACCUAAUGCAAGACAUCAUGAUCAGGUAGCUGGUUAGCAGGAGGCUAAUUUUAGAUGUAGAUUGUAUAUCACACCAGCUGUAAAUUAUUGUCAGCUGUCAUCUAUAACUACAAAAAAUUAUAUUGCAGGUAAUAUCGUGUUAAUUGAGAAAUUGCACUCACCCCUGAUCUGCAAUAAUAAAUACUUCCAUUGAGCUAACCUAAUAACAAAUAAAAAUGCUCUGUAUUAUAUGUUAAUGUUUGUUACAUAAUGUAAAAUAUUCCCCCAGUUCAUUUGGCCUUUUGAGUUAGUAAUGUGUUGAAAAUCUGAUGACACAAUAUCUAUAUUCAACCUCUGUGCUCACAGAAGAAUGAAAAAUAGCUUGACAGAAUAUCUUAACAGAAUGAUAUACAUACAAGUUGGGCUUGAUCUUUUACACUCUAUUAAAGGGGAAAAAAAACAUUGUGUUCUCCACUGUUAAUAUUAAACAGUGGCAUGAGUUUCCUGUAGAUAUGAUAUAUAUUCCUGAUUCAAUGUCAUUGGUGCUAAUACACUAGAAAAUCCAUUUCAGUGCAGGAUGAGGUUUUGUGUCUGAGAAACCAUGUUUUCAUCUUUCAUAUAAGCAUUCUGCAUCCUUAAAGUAUCAAUGGAUCAGUGAGAUAACCAGGAACCAGUUAGAAUAGGGCGUUUAUGUGUCAUCUUUGGCCCUUUGUUUGCUUGCCAUUAUUUUUCACAAAGCUUAUAGAUCAGCUAAUAGUUGUUGUACGUUACUCACACACCAGAGUCACAGAAUGUCAUUUUUAGUGUCUCUCAAAUAUCUGAAUUUGUUAAAGUACAGUCAUAAUCCAAGGAACUACUGUUUUUAUUACAGAUCUAACAAACCAAAGCAUUUGUCUCUUCUGUAUCUCUCUUCUGUAUGACUACUGUUUAGUAAUAUAUUGUUCAUCUGUAUAUUUCUGCUCUGGUCACUGUCACCUCUUGUUUAAUUGUGAGUUUAAGCAUGCUGCUAUGAGUUUCCACUAAAGAAGGAUCAAAGGAAUUGUUGUUGACAUUGUAGCACAUUCUCAUAGUGUUUGAAGUGCAGUGUAUGUUAGGUGCUGAAUGGACUAAUUAAACCACUUUUA
Labeo rohita (rohu) is the source of this 4650-nucleotide messenger RNA. RefSeq lists its product as uncharacterized. The coding region runs from base 227 to 1000 and encodes 257 amino acids. Gene Ontology annotation, cellular component: membrane. The record is from RefSeq and is a predicted model, not a curated record. NCBI's taxonomy places the organism in Eukaryota, Metazoa, Chordata, Actinopteri, Cypriniformes, Cyprinidae. The transcript has 9 exons.